This is a messenger RNA of Myotis daubentonii (Daubenton's bat), 3609 nucleotides long. It is a transcript of the gene RSPO2, whose product is annotated as R-spondin 2. The record is from RefSeq and is a predicted model, not a curated record. Lineage: Eukaryota; Metazoa; Chordata; Mammalia; Chiroptera; Vespertilionidae.
CCUGAGCCACUGCCGGCUGCAUCUCCGUCGGAAAGUGCGCUCGCCACAUCCCUUCGGCCGCCCGCGAGCGUGUCGUCUCCGCUUAGAAAGGGAGAAACCUGAGCUGUGAAGUAGCUGCGGAGAGAGCUCGGGAAGCCGCCCCAUUGGACAGGGACCCAGGGAGUGAGAGCGGGCGCGCCCCUCGUCCGAGGAUCGCAGUCCCCGGCGGGGACGCAGCACCCGCCGCGCUCCUGCCGGGCGCCGCCCGCCCGGAGGACCCUCCGCGCAUUGGGAACCCGCGGCGGCGGCCGGGAUCCCGAGCUGCCAGGCGCUCCCGGCGGGUCCCGGCUAACUUUCCCCCGGCCCACGUGCUAGCGGGCGGCUGGCUUCCGAGCCCGGGAUGGGGCGCCGCGCCUAGGCACCCGCACCGCCCGAGACGGUCAAGGCGGGGAGAUGCCGGCCGCGCGGGACUGACCAGCGCUGUCCUCGGGCUCCUGGCGACUCUCGCUCCGCGUCCUCCCAGCAGCGGGCAGCGCCGGCUCCUCUCCUCCUAUGAGCCCUCCAGUUCCCCGACUCUGAGAGGCGCCUCUCCCCCGCCCGGCCGCCCAGAUGCAGUUUCGCCUCUUCUCCUUUGCCCUCAUCAUCCUGAACUGCAUGGAUUACAGCCAUUGCCAGGGCAGCCGAUGGAGGCGCAGUAAGCGAGCUAGUUAUGUAUCAAAUCCCACUUGCAAGGGUUGCUUGUCUUGUUCAAAGGACAACGGGUGCAGCCGAUGUCAACAGAAGUUGUUCUUCUUUCUUCGAAGAGAAGGCAUGCGCCAGUAUGGAGAGUGCCUGCAUUCCUGCCCAUCAGGCUACUAUGGACACCGAGCCCCUGAUAUGAACAGAUGUGCACGGUGCAGAAUAGAAAACUGUGAUUCUUGCUUCAGCAAAGACUUUUGUACCAAGUGCAAAGUAGGCUUUUAUUUGCAUAGAGGCCGUUGCUUUGACGAGUGCCCAGAUGGUUUUGCACCAUUAGAUGAAACCAUGGAAUGUGUGGAAGGAUGUGAAGUUGGUCAUUGGAGUGAAUGGGGAACGUGUAGCAGAAAUAAUCGCACGUGUGGAUUUAAAUGGGGUCUGGAAACCAGAACACGGCAAAUUGUUAAAAAGCCAGCAAAAGAUACAAUACCAUGUCCAACCAUCGCCGAAUCCCGGAGAUGUAAGAUGGCCAUGAGGCACUGUCCCGGAGGGAAGAGAGGGCCAAAGGCGAAGGAGAAGAAGAACAAGAAGAAGAAGAGGAAGCUGACCGAAAGAGCCCAGGAGCAGCACAGUGUCUUCCUCGCUACAGACAGGGCAAACCAGUAAAAUGAGACACGUCGGGUGGAUUUUGGGGUUUUUUGUUUGUUUUUUGCAAAAGUGCACAAAGCUACUCUCCACUCCCGGACACUGGUGUGCGGUGUUUGUGCUGCUCUGACCGGUAUCCGUUCCCAGUGACGUUGUGAAAGGAGGAGCCCCGAUGGCCUCUGUUAUUUAUGCUUUGAUUUGCAGCUGGAGACUGUGAAGGUGGGAGCUCGUGACCAGAAUCGGGGGAAGCAGGAGUGAGUGUACAGCACGGGUCUGGGCUCGGUGUGCACCACCACCAAGUGUGAGGCUGCAGACCCCCACUGGAGAACGGACUCGUGCAUAUUUAUGGGAAGGAAGAUGCUCAACAGGCAAAGUGCUAUUUCACUUGUGCCCUCUAUUUCUCACAUUGUGCACUGUCAAGGAUACAUGUAUGUGGAUAUCUGCUUAAUGUUACCACAUGUUCUCGGCAUCUGUUCCUUUCCAAGCUGUUACGGGAUGGAACUGUUCUUAGCUGGGGAUAUGCUGCAGGAAUUCCUGCUCAGUUUCACAGCAGCUCUGAUAUGUACAUAUUCUGCUGGGGCUAUGCAUAAACCUCUUAUUUACUGUAUAUUUAUGCUCUCUUAUGUGUAACAAGUCAUGCCUAAUUAAUAGAUGUCACUUUGUUUUUUAGUGGUUCCUAACUGUUGUCCAGUAAAUGGCUGUUCUAGGUUUGAGAAUUGACAAAUGUUUUGUUGCCCCUUGAACCUUACCUUUCUUUGUGGGCUUAUUUCUCACUGUAAGGAUAGCAUAAGCUAGUUUGUACAUAGGGUCGAAUGAUCGGUGUCAAAGAAUGUGAGUAUCUCCUCACAAGAUAAAGCAGCAUCUGGCAGUCAGAAACCAGAGGUCCCUUUGAGUCUAAGAUGGGAUGACAUCAUGAAACACACCUGAAACACGAGGAAGUACAAGCAGCCAUUCCUAGUACUCCUCAUGCAACUUCACAGGCCAGCUAGAGAACUCUGCAAACUUCAGUAUGUGUAUAUGCAUCAUUUAAAGCAGUCCCUGACUUACAGUGACAGGGCACCUACCAGUAUUCUUGGGUCACUGUAGGAGUUACCCUCAUAAGACUAUGCUUUGGAUCUGAGGAGAAAACAAGAUAAAUUCCUACAACUGCUGGUCAGAUCUUAACAGGUCCCCAUGGAGCCAGGAUGUAUUUCAGAUCUGAGAUGGGCAGGAACAGCGUGGGAGCUCUGAGGGGACAGUUUCAGAGUUGUGCUUUCAAAAACAUCCUGGUCCCCUUGGGGGAAUCAACUCUUAAAGGAUUUUGAAUUGGCUACUUCUAAAAGCAUCAUUAUCUUCCUGGAUGAUCCAAAAGAAAUGGUUGCAGAUUUUUGAGGAAAAAACAAAGCAAGGUAAAGCCUUUCUCUCACCUUGCAUUGGCAAAACUACCUCUUCACAGCAUUUUGGUAUUUUGGUUAACUUUUGAGUCAAAAGCAUCUUACCAAUAAAUAUAAAUGUCAUAUACACCAUUAUGAAAAUAUUGAUAUGAGAUAAGCCAUAUAUGAAUGUUGUAUUAAACUUUAGGGUUUGCAUUUAAUCCUGAAGUGUUCACCUCCUUUCAUGUCUAUUUACACUAUAUUCCUAUUACUAAGCAGGGAGGGGGCUCUUGUAUAGUGCUUCAUCGUUAAUAAGUCAAUACCUGUUCUGUUUCUGGGAUGUUCUUUUCAUGCAUUAAAAAACUUCAAAAGUAUUUGUUGAAAUUUACUUUUCUUUUGAGAUAUAUUUAGGAAAAAACCCAACACUUUAAACUCUACCCUCAAAUGAUGGUCCUUAAAAAAAGGAAAACAAAUUUUUCAAACCUAUGUUAAUAACUACAUCUAAGCCACUAACUAGGUUAGCUAUACAUUACAUGGUAGUGGAGUGGUUAAGAGUGGAGGUUUUAGGAACUAACAAGCAAAAUAGAGACAAACUCUAGGGUGGUGGUGGGGAAUAGGCUGGGGGGAUUGAGCAAAAGGAAUUCAUGGACACAGACUGCAGGGGGGAUAAAUGGUGAUGGAUAGAAACUUGGGGUGGUGAACACACAAUACAGUGUACAGAUGAUUUGUUAUGGGUUUGUGCACCUGAAAUCUGUAUAAUUUUGUUAAUCAUUGUCAUUCUAAUAAAUUGAAUAAAAUGGAAAAAAAUAAAAUUGGAAAAAAAGGAAAUUUUAGAGCCAGACUGAGUUCCAGUAUAGACUGAGAAUAGCUUGGGGUAAAUUAUGUAAUUUAUCCAGGUCUGUUUACUUAUCUGAAAUGAAGGUAACAGUAUUACCUACCUGCAGGGCUGUGUUUUAAG